Messenger RNA from Cucurbita moschata (crookneck pumpkin), 4969 nucleotides. RefSeq lists its product as uncharacterized. Bases 493 to 4845 code for a protein of 1450 amino acids. The transcript has 9 exons. Gene Ontology annotation, cellular component: cytoplasm. Gene Ontology annotation, molecular function: protein binding; protein kinase activity; ATP binding. The record is from RefSeq and is a predicted model, not a curated record. Gene Ontology annotation, biological process: protein phosphorylation; signal transduction. NCBI's taxonomy places the organism in Eukaryota, Viridiplantae, Streptophyta, Magnoliopsida, Cucurbitales, Cucurbitaceae.
UCUCUUUCACUCAACUGUAUUUCCCGAGAAAAUAGAAUCCGGCCAGCGGAUUUUGGACUCUGCUACUGCAUUUUGCGACCAUUCAUGGAAUCAGCCGAAUAGAAAUCUCUGCGAGCAUUAGGGAGAGAGAGAACUGGAAUACUCGGAGCUCAACGGAGGCACUUCGGAAGCCCUCAACUGCGGCUCAAUCGAGAUCCUUCUCACCGUAAUUUCUUUUUGAAGUGUUUUUGUUUGCAGCACUGACUGAUUGGAUUGCUCCAUUCUGAUUUUCUGUCUUUUAUCUCUCUCAAUCUCGGCGUGUGAGUUGUUUGUUAGUGUAAUUUCCUCUUGGCCCGAGGAAACAGAGCCGUUUUGUCUUUCUUACUAGGGUUUGUCUGAGUUUUUAAGGUGUUUUGAGGGUUUAGUAUAGGAGACGAACGAUAUUUGGAACCCUAGUUUUUGACUGGUUUUUGAAAUUUACAUUUUCAGCGGCUUGGUACUUGGUCUAAACUCAUGGCAUUUGAUCAGAACGCGAUUCCCACUGGCUUGCGGCCUUUAAAUGUAGCUAGAACUUUAGUUGAAGAUCCCCAUUUAACGCCGGUUGCUACUGCUGGGCGUAAUCCCCAAUGGGUUGCCCCCAAGCUUCCCUGCGACAUUGCUAACACAGACUCUGUACCCGUUCCUUGUAAGGGAAAUGUCUCCGAUAUGGGAUUUAUUGAGGGAGGAUAUGGAAAUGUGGUUACUGGCGUUACGGCUUGGUGCCCUCGAAUGCCUCCUCCUCUCGCGCACACUGCAAUGGUUCCUGCGGCAGGGUUUGGUUACUGCUCGAACCUGAAUGCCUGGGGCAAUCGUGGUGGUGCCAAUGCUAUUGAGUUUGCUAGCAGUUGCAUGACAGUUGGGAUUAAUCAUAGUACAAAUUUGAGUCAUCGAGAUGGGGGAGGUGGCAUGGAAUAUUCGAGCAAUAAUAUCGUAAUGGGGUCUGGGGAUAGUACCAAUUUAUGCAAUAAGGUUGCUGCCAACGGUGAUCAUAUCAGUAGUGAUAGCACCUCUGGAUUUAGCUCCCCCUUGGGGAAUUCAGCUGGUGGGAAUGCGGUUGAUCAAGUGAGAGAGGAGGGGGGAAACAGUUCCGUUCCGAAAAAGAAAGUUAAGUUUAUGUGCAGUUUCGGUGGCAAGAUUUUUCCAAGACCGAGUGAUGGUAUGUUGAGAUAUAUUGGAGGUCAAACAAGGAUUAUAAGUGUUAGAAGAGAUGUGACUUUCAAUGAGUUUGUGCGAAAGAUGGUUGAUACCUGUGGGCAGGCUGUGGUUAUAAAGUAUCAGCUCCCUGAUGAGGAUCUUGACGCUUUAGUAUCUGUUUCAUGCCCUGAUGAUCUUGAUAAUAUGAUGGACGAGUAUGAGAAGCUGGUUGAGAGGUCUUCAGAUGGAUCUGCUAAAUUGAGGAUGUUUUUGUUCUCUGCUUCAGAACUUGACUCUGCAGGUAUGGUGCAAUUUGGCGACGUACACGAUAGUGGGCAGAGAUAUGUUGAAACAGUGAAUACGAUAUUUGAUGGCGUAGGUGGCCGUAUUACAAGGAAAGAGAGCUUUACAAGUGCUACCUCAACUCAGAAUUCUGACUUAAGUGCGACCGAGGCAAUGGAUAUCUCAUAUAACGAUCUAGGGGUUGUGGGUGAGCCUCCAUCCACAACAUUGUCCGUACCUGAAGGAAAUUUAGGUACUUCAGUUGCUAUUGGCCCUGGAUUAGUGAAGGUAGAUACUGUCUCUGCAGUUUUUGUAGAUGCCUCGGCUGUUCCAUCAAGUAUUCCUGUGAUUAACUCUGUUCCUCCUGAAAGUUCUUCCCAGCCAGAGGCGGAGUUAGGAAGGUCGGUGCCUGCUACUCUGAUGCAACAGCAACCAGAUAUUGGCUUUCCUCCACCUGUGCCUCAAUUGCAGCCUACUGUUGAUCCUCGCCAAGCAGCAUGUGUGGACUUUAUACAAUUUCGUCCACAGCUAGGCUUUUCAAAUUCUCAUCAUCUUGGGACAUCUGGGUCUAUGUUUAUACAACAGCCAAAUACUCUUGGAAUAACCCCUCAUCAGUUUGUCCCUGCAGUUCACAUGAGGAUGGCUCCCUCUUCUAACCUCAGUAUUAUGCCUAAUACCUAUCAAUCGUUGGUGCAAUAUCCACAAUCCCAACCGGAAUAUUUUUCCAACGCAAGCACAUCUGGUCCAAGGUUUGUCCAGCUAUCUGCAGAACAAGGCUACAACUCACGCCAGAUUCCAGCUCCUCCAGUAUCAGUGGAGGUUGGAUAUGGUUUACAUCAUGUACCAUGGUCUGAUCAGACAGUUAUAUCUGAUGAAUUGGUAUCCCAACAUCAGGUAACUUUUGCUGACAAAAUCAAGAGGUUGGAUGACUGUUACCUCUGCCAGAAAGCAGUGCCACAUGCUCAUUCCAAUUCAACGUUGCAGGAUAAAAGAGAAAAUUUGACAAACCCUGUAUCUGAUUCAAAAUUUUCGUAUUACAGUCACCACCCUGAAGAUCAUUUAGCAGCCCAUCCAAUGAAAAAUAUUACAGAAACUGGAGCUUUGGGGCAACAAACUAUUGAACAUGGUGUUGGAAUGCAAACCAGGAUAUUUAAUCCCAUGGAUCCAGAAGUUGAAAAAUCUUCAGUGGAGGCUAUUGGCUUCCCACAUCAUAUGGGCAGUCAACAUGAGAACGACAACACACUAAAAGAUCGACCUAAUAUUGAUCAUAGUAAGAUCUCAGCUCUGCAGGGUGCUCUUGGGAGGCAAGGUGAUUUUCCGUCACCCCAUGUUGCUGUUGUAGAACAGAUUCCUCAGCCUGGUGAAGUUGAUACUCUCCAGCGCCAGUAUGCAGCUGUAGAGAAUCGGUUCCAUCCAAAUUUAGACGUGGAUAAACACAAUAUUUGCUUUGGAGGUGCUCCUAUUCUUGCUUCAGAGUACAGCAGUCAUGAAAAUCCAAAGGUUUAUUCUAAUAGUCCUCAUGGCAUUAUUCCAAAUCAAAAUGCUACCCACACUGGAAUUUGGUACGACCAUCUCAGACCAAUUGUUGGAAAUUUGGAAAGUUUAAGUAUAUGCCCAACUGAUAUUUGUCCUAAUCUGGAUCACUGCAAAUCACCCACUGAAAGAACUAGGAAGGAGGACAAUUUUGGUAGCUGUUCACAACCAGUCUCUGAGAUAAAAGUUCUACUUGAUAACAACUCUGUAAAGCCAAUAGUGGUUCUCGACACAAAUCAUGUGAAAUCAACUACUUUUGCUUGCUCUUCAUCAGAGGUUCCCUAUUUGAUGAGUGAACGACCUGUUGAGUCCAGUGAAGUGGCACAACCUCCUGUCGGGGGCUAUCCUGGAACAUUAACACAAUCAGAAAAUGGGAUACAACCUCCUGUUGAGUCCAAUAAAGUAUGUCUUAGCAGAAAUCCCCAGUUAUUUGACACGAAGACUGAACAUACGAAUAAUCAAGUCCCAGUUUCUGCUGAGUGGAAGGAGGACACUUCUCUAUUUGAAUCUAGGAUGGUAUCUGGUGAUGUUGAAUCUGAAUCUUUGCCUACCAGGACUGGAAAUGUGCAGGACACUGCAAAUUCACUCUUCAGCAAUCAGGAUCCUUGGAACUUACAGCAUGAUGAUCAUCUUUUGCCUCCUAGACCAAAUAAAAUUCAACCAGGGAGUGAAGCUGUUACCACCAGGGAACCCUUGACAGAAAGUCCUUUCAGGAAUAUUGGUGAACUAAAAAUGGAAGCAUUUAUGGAUGAUGGAGUCUGUCACCCAUUGGUUAAGUCAAACAAGGGCUCUUCAGAGGAACAAAUUAAGAAAGAUCUUCAAGCUGUUGCUGAGGGUGUAGCUGCUUCUGUUCUUCAGUCAGCUCAAUCCUCCAACUCCGACUUGCAUGAAAAAAGUGAUUCAGUUUGUGAGAUUAGCACAGAAGGAGAUGUUCAAAAUAAUGAUGAUGUCAGGACAAGACAUUCAGAAAAAUCAAAUCUCGGUUUUCCAAUGUCAGAAGGCUUUAGCCACUUGCAGGUAAUAAAGAAUAGUGACCUUGAAGAACUAAGAGAAUUGGGGUCUGGCACCUUUGGCACCGUUUACCAUGGAAAAUGGAGAGGGACUGAUGUUGCUAUCAAACGAAUCAAUGAUAGGUGUUUUGCUGGGAAGCCUUCUGAACAAGAUCGCAUGAGGGAAGAUUUUUGGAAUGAAGCAAAUAAGCUUGCUGAUUUGCACCACCCAAAUGUGGUUGCUUUUUACGGUAUUGUGCUUGAUGGUCCUGGAGGCUCUGUGGCAACAGUAACAGAAUAUAUGGUUAAUGGCUCGCUCAGAAAUGCUUUGUUGAAGAAUGAAAAGAGUCUUGACAAGCGUAAGCGCCUCUUGAUUGCUAUGGAUGUGGCUUUUGGUAUGGAAUACCUGCACAGAAAGAAUAUAGUGCACUUUGAUUUAAAAAGUGAUAAUCUGCUCGUUAACCUUCGAGAUCCUCAUCGCCCAAUAUGCAAGGUUGGCGACUUGGGCCUAUCCAAGGUGAAACGUCAGACAUUGAUAUCAGGUGGUGUGCGGGGAACACUUCCUUGGAUGGCACCCGAGCUUUUGAAUGGGAGCAGCAAUAUGGUGUCCGAGAAGGUUGACGUGUUUUCCUUUGGUAUCGUCUUGUGGGAGCUCCUCACUGGAGAAGAACCUUAUGCAAAUUUGCAUUAUGGGGUUAUCAUAGGUGGCAUAGUAAGCAACACAUUGCGCCCGGAAGUACCGGAAUCUUGUGAUCCAGAAUGGAGGUCACUGAUGGAGAGAUGCUGGUCAUCAGAACUAUCAGAGAGGCCAAGCUUCACUGAAAUUGCACAUGAAUUGCGCUCCAUGGCUGCUAAGGUUCCCCCGAAAGUACCCAAUCAGCAGCAGUAGCUCUCUUCACCCAACUUCAUCUCCAUGUUCAGGUGUGACAAUUUGCUUCUCUGGUGGCCCCUUCCUCUUUGCCUAUGUUUCAGAAUCGCGAAAUGGAAGUACGUUUCUCUAGUUUUGGGAUUGG